Messenger RNA from Pongo pygmaeus (Bornean orangutan), 1746 nucleotides. RefSeq names its product unconventional SNARE in the ER 1 (gene USE1). Gene Ontology annotation, cellular component: SNARE complex; endoplasmic reticulum. Gene Ontology annotation, molecular function: SNAP receptor activity. Gene Ontology annotation, biological process: retrograde vesicle-mediated transport, Golgi to endoplasmic reticulum. The record is from RefSeq and is a predicted model, not a curated record. Bases 950 to 1729 code for a protein of 259 amino acids. Lineage: Eukaryota; Metazoa; Chordata; Mammalia; Primates; Hominidae. The transcript has 9 exons.
CAUUUUUAGUGGAGACGGGGUUUCACCAUGUUGGCCAAGCUGGUCUCAAACUCCUGACCUCAGGUGAACCAUCUGCCUCAGCCUUCCUAAGUGCUAGGAUUACAGGCGUGAGCCACCGCACCCAGCCGUCUAUGGUAUUUUUCAAGGACAGCAGGCCCUCUGGUGUAACCAAGGUGCAGAUGACCUAAGGUGUGGGAAAACAUGCAGGCUGCAUGCCAGGCCCUGGUUCCUGUGAAGACCCCACCCUCAUCCUGUCACUCCAGAAGAAUGGCACUGCAGGCACAGGGGUACUCAGCUUCCAGGGGAAAGAAACGGAUCCAGAAAAGUUAAACUCUCCCAGGGCCGGGGAUGGAAUCAGAGCUGGAGCUGUGACCUGGAAGCUCAUAACUACAAUACAGAUGAGCCCCGCUGAGGUGGGGGAAGCCUUGGAUUCCUGAAUCCCAGGCUACAGAAAUCGGGAAGGGUGUGUGGAGGCAAAAUAGCUCCGACUGGGAAGAAUCCAGGUAGGAGUGGGGUGCUGGGAGGUACUCUGAGCAGGCAAAACAGAACAAGAGGUCACACUGCACGCGGGUCUGACACCAGAAGACCCUGGUCGUCCUAUCAUUCCCGAAGGGUUAACAUGCUCUCGAGGAAAAGCAAGUGAUUCGCCUAAGAAUAGGGUGGCGCCUCUCCUAUUUUUUUAAAAUAGAGAUACAGUCGCGCUAUGUUGCCCGGGCUGCCCUCAAGCAAUCCUUUCCCACCUCUGCCUCCUAAAAUGCUGGCAUUACAGCCCUGAGCCACCGCGCCCGGCCCAGCGCCCCGCCUCAAAUCAAGAUAUUACUUCCGCUCCAAACAAAGAUGGGCCAGCGAACGAGAGCGGGGGAACAUCCGCCCGGAAGGCCACGUGAAGGCACUUCCGCCCUCUCUUAACAUGGCGCCGGCGGAAGGGGCUGGGUAGGGCCGGGCGGUAAUGGCGGCGUCGAGGGUGGAGCUGAACCUGGUGCGGCUGCUAUCCCGCUGCGAGGCGAUGGCAGCAGAGAAACGGGACCCGGACGAGUGGCGCCUGGAGAAGUACGUGGGAGCCCUGGAGGACAUGUUGCAGGCCCUGAAGGUCCACGCGAGCAAACCGGCCUCUGAGGUGAUCAAUGAAUAUUCCUGGAAGGUGGAUUUUCUGAAGGGGAUGCUGCAAGCCGAGAAGCUGACCUCCUCCUCAGAGAAAGCACUAGCCAACCAGUUCCUGGCCCCUGGCCGUGUGCCAACCACAGCCAGAGAGCGAGUGCCCGCCACAAAGACGGUGCAUCUGCAGUCACGGGCGCGGUACACCAGCGAGAUGCGGAGUGAGCUACUAGGCACGGACUCUGCAGAGCCUGAGAUGGACGUAAGGAAGAGAACUGGAGUGGCAGGGUCCCAGCCAGUGAGUGAGAAGCAGUCGGCAGCUGAGCUAGACCUCGUCCUGCAGCGACAUCAGAACCUCCAGGAAAAGCUGGCGGAAGAGAUGCUAGGACUGGCCCGGAGCCUCAAGACCAAUACGCUGGCCGCCCAGAGUGUCAUCAAGAAGGACAACCAGACCCUGUCACACUCACUGAAAAUGGCAGACCAGAACCUGGAGAAGCUGAAGACGGAGUCAGAGCGGCUGGAGCAGCACACGCAAAAGUCAGUCAACUGGCUGCUCUGGGCCAUGCUCAUUAUCGUCUGCUUCAUCUUCAUUAGCAUGAUCCUCUUCAUUCGAAUCAUGCCCAAACUCAAAUAAAGACCCCCGCCCACCUU